This is a messenger RNA of Beta vulgaris subsp. vulgaris (sugar beet), 1527 nucleotides long. Its product is annotated as cytochrome c oxidase assembly protein COX11, mitochondrial. NCBI's taxonomy places the organism in Eukaryota, Viridiplantae, Streptophyta, Magnoliopsida, Caryophyllales, Amaranthaceae. The record is from RefSeq and is a predicted model, not a curated record. The transcript is spliced from 7 exons. Gene Ontology annotation, molecular function: copper ion binding. Gene Ontology annotation, cellular component: mitochondrial inner membrane. The coding region runs from base 255 to 1070 and encodes 271 amino acids.
ACGGGCUAACAUUCCUCCAAGUCAUACCUCUCUCCAUCCCUAAAAAGCCCUAGUUUUAUUGGCCCAAAAUUAACACCAUCACUAAUUUAUACCAUCAGACUGAGCUCGUGAUCGGUUAACGCCUUAACUUCGCCUGCUCGUCGUCGUCAGCGUUAAACCUCGUUAUCUCGAUUGACGCCAUUGUAGAAUACUCAAGCUUAAACAAAAAGCGACAGGAAAAAAAUCGAGGAUAACGAAGCAUUGAAUACUCAACAAUGUCAAUUUACAAGCUCUCCAGAAGAAUACAAAACUUGCCGCAUGUAUUCAAGCAUAAUACACAGAUUCCUAAUUCUCAAUUUCAGCGAAUAUUCCAAGCAAUAGAACCAAGUAGUAAUGAAAUUAGACGAAGAUAUAGCUAUAGUUCAUGGCCGAUUACCAGGUGUUGUCAAUUUUCUGCUAGUAAUGUUCAUAAUUUUCAAAAAUAUCGUGCCGGAGUAUUUGAGUCAAGACGACUAUAUUCAUCAACUGCUGUUGUUCAAGAGAAGAAAUCGCGAAAAAUGUUGAUAUACUUGACUGCAUUGGUGUUUGGGAUGGUAGGAUGUUCAUAUGCUGCUGUUCCGUUGUACCGGAGAUUUUGUCAAGCUACUGGUUAUGGCGGUACAGUUCAGCGCCGUGAGACCGUAGAAGAUAAGAUUGCUCGGCAUUCUAAAGAUGGUACUGUCACCACAAGGGAGAUUGUGGUUCAAUUUAAUGCUGAUGUUGCCGAUGGGAUGCCGUGGAAAUUUACACCCACCCAAAGAGAGGUGAGGGUUAAACCAGGAGAAAGUGCUUUGGCAUUUUACACAGCCGAAAAUAGGAGUUCAACUCCUAUUGUUGGUGUAUCCACAUAUAAUGUUACGCCCAUGAAGGCUGCGGUGUACUUCAACAAAAUCCAGUGUUUUUGCUUUGAGGAACAGCGACUUCUCCCUGGAGAGCAGGUUGACAUGCCUGUUUUCUUUUAUAUCGACCCCGAGUUUGAGACAGAUCCUAGAAUGGAUGGCAUCAAUAAUAUGAUCCUAUCCUAUACAUUUUUUAAGGUCUCUGAGGAUUAAAUUGUGAAGUGGACUUUGCUUAACUGCAAACUUGCAAGUGAACACCAACGACGAAGUGAAGAAAAAUUGUCGCUGUCCAUGUCAUCUGCAAGCUCAGCACAAUGUAUGUUUUUGUUGGCCAUUGCAAGAAUCCUCCUAUUAUUUGUCCCCCUGUCUGCUUGGAGUUAAGUAUGACUGGUGAAGCCGGUAAGCUAUCAUGAAUGGCUUUUGUUGGUUGAUUAUACUUCUAUAAUAAGUUAUUAUUUUUGCUAUUGUUUGAAACACUCAUACUAUCACUUCAUCAGAUUCUUACUGAUAUAGAAAAACUUCCCUGUAAUACCUUAGGAGUCCAGGGUACAAAAGCUUACAUAACUCUCCCAUGUACCUAAAUAUAGGUCUACUCAAGGUACAGUUCAUGUUUUAGAAGGUGGAUUCAACGACUUUAUGCUCUAGAAUAUACAAUGAGAUAUGCUUUUAA